This is a messenger RNA of Loa loa (African eye worm), 465 nucleotides long. RefSeq lists its product as hypothetical. The coding region runs from base 1 to 465 and encodes 154 amino acids. The record is from RefSeq and is a predicted model, not a curated record. NCBI's taxonomy places the organism in Eukaryota, Metazoa, Nematoda, Chromadorea, Rhabditida, Onchocercidae. The transcript has 3 exons.
AUGCGCAGAUUCGAGCGACUUCAGAGAUUCUACGAGGCUCUGAAAGCUGUGUAUGGACUCACACAUUGGUCAAAAGAACUCAAAGUCAUACAACAAGUGAAUAUUGAUAAGGUAGCUAGGAUUGAUGAUAGCAUCCCAUCUGAGGUCUGGAAACACGGAGAUCAGGCAUUUCGUGAUAAAUUCCACGAGCUUGUUCUGCAAUAUGAAGAAAAUGGCAUUUAUAUCCGAUAUUGUACUGACGAACACCUAUUCAACUUGAGACGACUGAAAGCUCUCAUUAAGAUCCUAAAUUACCACUUGCCAUAUUCAAGUACUACUUUUUGCCGACGAUGUCACCUUCUUUGCUCACACAGAAGUAACCCUGUAGCGCUUAACAUCCUGUUUUGCAAAGGUAGUAGAGCUUUUUGGGCUAGAAGUAAGCUUGAAGAAGACAGAAGUUCUUUAUCAUCCUGCACCACAGGAUGA